AUGAAUCAUCCUGGGAAGAGGCCACGUAACCCGCCGGCAUCUGGCGCUAGGCCAGUCAAUCUCCCACAAAGAGGGAGAAUGAAAGUAGUGGUUCACAAUGGAAAGCAGUUGUAUCAAUGGGAUCAGACAACCAAUCAAGUAUUCAUUGAAAUCAUCGCCCCACCACCAGACGCUUCAGUCUUUUGCAAUAUCAACGAAAAUUAUGUCCAGCUCGGGGCUCAGAGACCUGGACUUCCCACGGCGUGGUAUCUGAACCAUGACACAGGGGGCGCUGUGAACAAAGACGAGUCUUAUUGGAGAAAGAGCAAGGAAACAUGUAAAAUUGUUCUCACGAAAGCAAACCCAGGGGUUGUUUGGCGAUUUGCCCUAAAGGACGACCGUGAUGAGUCAAGACAGCAGAAAUCAAAUCUACCUACAUCGCGACCUCCGCAACCAAUGGAUCGGGUGCGGAGUCCAGUGCUACGACAGCAGCAACAACAGCGAGCAUUACCUACAAAGUCAAGACCGCCAUUUCGUGGGAGAGGAGUAGAGAGAGCAACCAAACAAGAUCCUCCAACUACUUCGAAAUCCACUAGCCCCAUGCGCUCCCCAUCUUUAGCAGCGCCGAAACCACAGCAGAUGCAGCAGCAACAGACAACGGCACGGUCCCCUUCCUCUGGGCGAAGGCGAGCAAGGCCUGUUGUCACAAGUGCGACACCAGUCAGAGCAAAAUCAACAAGCUCUUUGUUUUCUCCCCUCCAAUCGGCGGGACAACUGCCACAGCAGCGCCAGCAGCCAAAACCGUCGAGAUCACCUUCACCGGGGCGGCGAAAAUCAAGACUUGCCAAGGAGGCACGUCCAUCGCCGGUCAAGGCCAAGUCAACGAGUGCGCUGCCACCAUCACCUGCUGCCAUAGACCAACCACAGCAGCAAGCCAUGACGGCCAGAUCGACAUCACCUGGACGACGAAAAGGAAGACCAACCCAUGCAUAUCCUCCCCCAAGCCACUCGACAACUGCCCAGCGGCCGCAAGACCAACGGCCCAAGAAAUCGAAAUCAAUGUCACCUGGGCGACGACGACGAUCUGGAAAGGAAAACGUCCCGUCUUCCGAGAAAGAGACACCACGUGCAUCUUUUCUUGAUCGAUUCAAAGCGUCGAAAGAAGGACAGCUGCAACAAGGUCGACAGCCUGCGGCAAAGAGAAAAUCCGAUUUCCCGCCAUCGCUUCUCGAUGCUCUUGAGCUCGAGCUUGCUGGCAUUGCUGAUAAAGAUGAGGAACAUCCCCCUUCACCGACUCAACGAAAACCGUCAUCAUCCAAGGAAGAAUCGUCCUUUCCAGCCAAGGCAAAGCGGGCAGUUUCUUUUCUAACUCCACCGAGAGAGUCUGAAAAAAAGCAACAGCCAGAGACAUCGCGAUCAUCUGCAGCGGAAGAAAUAAACGCCAAACCAACCAACGCUGAUCCUUCAUCACAAACGAAGGGUAGGUCCUCCUCCUCCUUCCGUUCACCGUUGUCGGUGAUACGGCAACGACAGCAGAAGCGGCCAGACGAACCGACACCGUCGCAAAGAAAAGAAGACAAAUCAAAACGAAAUCUCACGAGGCCCAAGUCACCUUCACCCGAGCGACGAAAAGAUAGAGUUACAAAGACAGACCCUACGUCCAAAGUUCGCAGCUCACUCCGCACUCCACCUAGUUCAAAUUAUCCCAAAGGUGACCACAAAUCGAAAUCGAAUCCAAAAGGUAGAAAUUCCAACCAACAGACCGUGGCCAUUGUUGGACAGCCUACCGAAAUAAAUAGCAUCGGUCGCGGAAAUCCAAGACCAUCCUUAGCACAAGGGCCGUACAUGCAGAAGUUACUCGAGGCGAAAGAGCUUGAAUUGAAGUCACAAGAAGAUCUGGUGCAAAAGCUCAAUCGAAAAAUCAACCAGUUGGAGGAUAUUAUUGCUACACGUCGCCAUCAGGACAAAUCAAGAACGAAACGCAAUGAAAACAUAGCCUUGACGGUUGAUGACCUCGAAGACCAAUUGAAUCAAUCCGAAGCUGAACAUCAACGUGAGCUCGAAAGAUUAGAGAAGUUGAAUCGUCGGGUCACAGCGGAACUGCAAGAGCAGACAGCAUUGGUCAAAAGUAUGAACAGAGAGUUGGGCAAGACCGAAUACAAAAUGGUAAAGCAACGCCGACUUGCGGAAUUGCAGGCUCGAGAAAUUCGGGACAGGGAAUCUCUGAUCGAAUCGUUACAAGAUCAAUUGAAAGAAGAUGGAGAAAUGGAACAUUCUGAUCACCGAGUAAUGGCGGAGCUACAAAAGCAAGUGAAUCGAGUGAAAACUAUGAAACAGGGAAUGAAGGAAUACAAACGACUAUGGAACGAACAACGUCAAUUUGCAGACAUGCAAUCUCAGCAGAUUAUGGAAAAGCAAGAAGUUCUUAAUAUUUUGUCUGCCAAAUUGGAAAGGGCAAACCGUCGGACCUUGGAAAUGGAAUAUGAACGAAAACUUGAUCACUUGGAUAACAUUGACAGGAAUCGGGCACUGGCCGAAAGUCAGGCGCGUCUUGAGGAACUGCAAAGGGAACACAAACAAGCCCUCGAAAAGACUUGGAGUCUAGAAUCAGAACUGAAGGAACAAGUUCAAAAUUGGAACGAAAUGGAGAAAGUCAUGGCCGAGACCCACGCAGAGAUGGCGUGGAUGUCGGAAAACCUGGAUCCCGAUAAUAGGUACGAAGAACAUUUGGUCAAGAAGGCAAUAAGAGAAUUGAUCGAGAAGAGGCCGGAUGGACAAGCUCGGGAGAGAAUUAAGCAACUGGAUUCAGAAAUUGAGGAGCAGGAACGAGAUUGGAUCCAGUUGGAGAAAGAGUUGGAUUUCGCACAAGGAAAGGUUGCUUCGAUGGGGAGGCAAUUGAGUUCGAAAAAGUUAUCCGACUAUAUUCUUCCUGACACUCCCAGAGCUUCCGUGAAUGAACAUCUCGAUCGUAUGUCAAUGAAGAUGAUGAGUGCUCGAAAUCAAUUGGAGGAAGCGAAGCGGCGAAGAAUAGCACAUUCGCAACGGCGGGAACCACAUCUGCUUGAAAAUGAUCCGCCUGGAAGAGGAGAUCGAGGCUAUUAA
Cylindrotheca closterium is the source of this 3081-nucleotide messenger RNA. Lineage: Eukaryota; Bacillariophyta; Bacillariophyceae; Bacillariales; Bacillariaceae. The record is from the annotation of a GenBank genome assembly.